This is a messenger RNA of Eufriesea mexicana, 3360 nucleotides long. It is a transcript of the gene ena, whose product is annotated as ENAH actin regulator enabled. The coding region runs from base 75 to 2594 and encodes 839 amino acids. The record is from RefSeq and is a predicted model, not a curated record. Gene Ontology annotation, biological process: intracellular transport. Lineage: Eukaryota; Metazoa; Arthropoda; Insecta; Hymenoptera; Apidae. The transcript has 8 exons. Gene Ontology annotation, molecular function: SH3 domain binding.
AUUACUUUUUACCGAUAAUCUCGCGAUUAAAAAAUUUGCAGCGAUUGCCCGUGAUUCCGGUGAACCAGGAUAGGAUGAGACGAUAUUCGUAUGUUCGACAACCGCAACAAAUCCUUCCGGAAGAAUAUCGAUCGUGCGAAGUGAGCAUAUCGUCCGCUCGUGCGUCGGUAAUGGUAUAUGACGACAUUAAUAAAAAAUGGAUACCGAGUGGCAGUUCCUCAGGACUCUCCAAAGUUCAGUUAUAUCAUCACCAAGUGAACAAUACUUUUCGCGUAGUGGGAAGAAAGUUGCAGGAUCACGAGAUCGUCAUCAACUGUGCGAUCCUCAAGGGACUGAAGUACAAUCAAGCAACACUCACGUUUCACCAAUGGCGAGAUAACAAGCAAGUAUACGGUCUGAAUUUCUCCAGUAAGGACGACGCCGACGCAUUUGCCAGAGCGAUGCUGCAAGCGCUCGAUGUGUUGAGCAAUGGAAGCAACAUAUCGAGAAGUCUUGCACCUGCCUCUGCUACUCAGCAGCAAUCCGUCUUUCAACAACAGCAACCGGCUAACGCUCAAUAUGACGAAGAUAUGGGGUACAGGACCAUGACUAGAGAAGAUGUGGCGAUCAUUCAGGAACGUAGAAUGUCCCAACAAAGUCAAGCAACAAACAGUCCGAACGCAAUUUCCCCGAGUUGCCCACUUGCAUCGCAGCAGCAGCAACAACCAGCGUCGCAACAGCAGCAACAGCAACAACAACAACAACAACAGCAGCAGCAGCAGCAGCAACAACAACCACCUCAGCAAUCAGUGCCACCGCAACCACAACCGCCAGUGCCGCCACAGCCUCCGCAACAGCAACAGCAACAGCAUCAAGUACAGCAGCAGCAGCAGCAGCAGCAGCAGCAGCAGUCACAACCUUUGCAGCAGCAACCGCAGUCCGGACAUCACAGAACUUCGUCGGCACCACCUGCUCCGCAACCUCAGCAACAAACUGUGAUGCAGUCGAUGCAAGUCACUGGUGGUAUGGGAACUAGUGCGGGACAAAUGUCGACCGGAGGUGCACCUCCGGUACCACCUCCUCAGCCUCCUAUGGCGACAGCAGCUCCACCGUGUCCACCAACUAUGAUAAACUUUAAUGCACCGAUACCACCGCCACCUAUGAUGUUGAACCAGUACGCGCAAUCCCCGUCAGCUCAGUCGAAUCUAGCUAAUCAGUCUCAAGUACAGUCGAUUUAUGGUAGCAGUCAAGGAAAUCAGUAUGGAGCCACGUCAAACAGUAAUCAGUAUGCGACUACCACCGUUGUUGGACAAAAUCCGUGUCAGUAUUCCUCCGGAAAUCAGAAUAAUUUCUACGGUAACAAUGGGCAAGUUAGUAACGCGUAUCCUAGUGGGCAACCAGGACAAGCGAAUCAGUAUGGCGGCGGUGGUGGUAAUAGUACUGCUGGUAGUACUGGUGGAAGUCAAUAUGGAAGUAGUAAUUCGAUCGGGCAGUACGCCAGUAGUGGAGCUGCGACGACUGCCCAGUAUGGAGUAGGUGUCGGAGUCAGCGUCGGUGUCGGCCAACCAAAUCAGUCACAAUACAGUGUCGUGUCCCAGGCACAGGCACAAUAUGGCAACAGCCAAAUACAAGCAGUUGCGAGCGCUACGAAUCCUUACGGAACACCAUCAAACGCGGUGAAUCAGUAUAACAGCACUGGUGGCGGCGGUGGUGGUGGCGGCGGCGGCGGCGGUGGCGGCGGCGGCGGCGGCGGUGGUAGCGGUGGUACUUGCGGGAGUGGUGCUGUCAGUGUUAGUAGCGGCCCUGGCACUGGACAUCACGUUCCACCAGUUAAUCCUAAUAUUUACGCUCCCAUUGGCAAUGCCGCUACUCAACCACCUCCUAUGGUACCGCUGACCGGACCUGCCGCUCCACCACCACCUCCUCCGCCACCUGCUCCAAAAGUCAACACUGUCAACACUGUCAACACUGUCAACACUGUCAACACUGUGAACCCUGUCAACCCUGUCAACCCUGUCAACCUGAAUCCACUUUCUGGAUCAGGUUCCACUGGAUCGGUGAGUUCUGCCACCAAUAGCGAACCUUCGCCAGAUUCUAAUUCGUUAGCUGCUGCGAUUCAAGCAACACGCCUUAAAAAGAAACAGUCAUCGCAACAACCGGUAGAGAACAGUGGUUCUAGUACUAGUAGCAGCGGAAGCGCCGGAAGUAGUGGAAAUUAUGGUACUCUAGGAAGGGGCGGAGGUGGCGGUAUGGCUUCAAUGAUGGACGAGAUGGCUAAAACCUUGGCUCGUCGACGAGCUGCUGUCGAAAAGAAACAACCCGAGCAACCACAGGAACCCGAAAGUUCACCCGACAAGAAAUCAUGGGACAAAAAUAGUUCAUCGAACAAUAAAUUUUCGAACGGUGCCGAGUCACCAAAAUCGGUUCGCAAGAGGUUUGGUUCUGCUUCCGAAGACACACUCUUGAAGGUGAACGGCGUAAAUGACGGAGCUGUGCUUACUGUCCAAGAAAUGGAAGCAUUUAAAGCAGAAAUCAUCAAGGAAGUGCGUAAAGAAUUCCAAAAGAUGAAACAGGAAAUUGUAGAUGCUGUCAGAACGGAACUGAGUAGAAGAUAAAGAUGAGAUGCGGACCAGUUUGAAUGGAAUCGAAGAGAAAAAGAUUUCUGCUGUGUAGGUCAACCGAAACGAUCAUCGAUAAACGUACACGACUUUUUUUUACUACGUAUUCGCGAAAAUGGAAUGCAGUUAUACCCCAUGUAUAUCAGACAUGUUUGUGUGUAAGUACGUUAUAUCUAAUCUAGUGUUCUAAGUGAACCGUACCCUUUCGUUGCUUACUAGUCGAAUGGUAAGCAACGCGAACUUUGGAUAAAAUCGAUUCUGAUUCUGCCAAUUCGUUACACUACACAUCAAGGAUAUAUUAAUCUUCGGUGGUAUCGUACAGUUUCUUUUUAAUUAACGACGAUUGCCGUGCUCCUUGUCCUGACAAGUAUUAUUCGUAGUUAAAUCGAGCAACCUAACACAUGACGUAAUAUAACGCUGAUCCCACGCACAAUGGAAAACGCUUGCGUUUCUAUGUAAAUAACACGGAAUUCAAUUCAGCGAGAGAUACGUAAAAAUUUAUUAAGAGAUUCCUCUAGUCUAAGACAGAUUUAAACUGGGACUAAAGAAACGUGCAUUUAUUUUUUUCGCGAUUGUGAUACGACUUUAUUUUUUCGAGCAUUAGCCUCCAGUUCAUUUCUUAGAAUGCACUCCACCACGUUCGUAACAUCGAAUCUCAUUUGAAUUUCUUUCGUACAUACCACCACUUCCAUGUACAGAUUUCAUUACUACGCACAGUUCGACACAUUCCAAGUCAAAAUGUUUCGGUACCGGAAAACAGAUA